CACACACACACACACACACACACAAACUGAAGUCACCGCUGUUAAGCAGUUACAGCUUGGAAGCACAAAUAAAUCACAUAUUUUAAUUAAAAUACCACCCGCGAACGGAGCGACUUGCGGUCCACGUUCAGCAAGCGGUCAGUUCUGCUCCCAGCGUGUGUCUCAUCCUCAUGGACCCUGGAGGAAGUGACCUGGAGCCUGACCUCUCCCAAAUAGAAAACCCAUGUUUGAUUGUAGAGGACUCCCAGCCAGAUAGCGCCGCCCUAGAGGAGGAUCCUGAGAGCAGCUAUUGUGCCCUGUUGGCCCGCCGCCUGUCCAGUUUGCAGCCCACCUCCCCUAGCCCUGUUCUGGAGCUGAUAUCAUCACCAGCUGGUAGCAGGUGCUCGCAGACCGAGAGUCAAACAGCUGCAGCCCAGAGUAACAAGCAUCCAAGCCCAGCCUCCUUGGAUUCCCCUUGCGCAGUUCAAGAGGACAGUCAGGUUUUUGAUGUAUGCCCCCCCGCUAAUUUAAAGAGGGAUCUGCCACCUUCCAACAGAAAGCGCUCCGGUGAAGGGAUGGAGAUGGAUGCUGGGGCCGACUCCACCACGCCGUGUGUCCAGUCGGAAGGUGGUUGGAGGACUUCGCAGUUUGGAUUCUUGGCGCUGUCGGAGAGUCAGGGUUUGAGAGGGGAGAUAGACGGCGGUCGAGAAGGCCAGGGAGAGGAGCCCGCUGCAGCGGGUCGGGCAGACGGCGAAAGUCGGGGGUGUGCUAAGCAAGGUGCAGAGGAGAGUAAAGCCGAAGGCCAGAAACCAGACAGCCGGAACAGCGCAUCUAGAAGGUCAGAGGUGAGUUCCAGCUGUCCACCUGAGCCCACGUGCCUGGAGAGGAAGGAGAGGAGCAUCCAGAAUCUUCUGCAUGCCCAAGCCUUAGAGGCAGAGGAGGGAGGGAAUGACGGUGAGGUGCCAUCCUCCCAGGACGACCUUUUUGAGGAAGGGAGAAGUGACACUGGGGGGGUGGACAGCACGGUUCCUGAAGCAGAAAGCCUGCGACUGCCCACGUCAACCCCUGCAAACACCUUGCAUCUUCUGCAUCUCUCCGGCCAGGGGACCCUGGUGCAGGAAAGCCUCUCCCAGAACUCUCUUGAAUUUGUGGCUCCCACUCAGGAACGGUUAAGCCAAACGCCUCUCAUUGUGCCCAACUCUCCCAUGGUGCAAGCACACGAAGCUGUUGAGGAACCCAUGGAUACGUCCGUUCCUCCCGAAGAGCCCGAACAUCCGUCCCGCAGAGAGGAAGAGCCCAUGGAGAUGGAUCACGCGCCUUCUCAGUCGGAUCCUAAGCUGCCUCCCACUGCAUCCACUCCAGUGUCCCGCAAUUCUCCAGGUUUCGUUCUGGAGAAGACUCUCCCUCUGCCGUCGCAGCCCGACUUCUCCCAUGAUAUAUUUGUUCCGACCCAGAGUCAGGAAGGAGGGGGCGGUAGCACGGGGCCAGACCCGCUAAUGAAGAAAGACCCAUCGGAAAGACGAGGGGUAGAACCCGCCACGGAGCACGAAGCCUCCCUCUCAGCCCAGUCACACCCCAGCGUGACGGUGGAGUCCUUCCGCUUAGAGCUCUCCACGAUCAGCGAGACCACUGCUGUCGCUCAGCAGGCACGUGAGCUGGAGGAGGAGGAGGAGGGGGAGCAGGAGGACAGUCAGGCCACCCAGAUAGAAGAGUUUGGGGAGGCUGUUGGCACAGCUUCCAGUAAGCUUGUCCUUGGGCCGCGUAAUCAACAGAAGGAUACGGGUGAUUUCCAGGAAGGGCUGAAAAACAGUGCUGACUCACCAAAAGUUUCCCAGGUGCCUGACUUGAUAAGCUCUAGCAGUAGGUGUGACAGUAUUGAAUUAAAUGCCACAAAUGACACUAAACCAGACUUGGAGUCAGGCCUUAUCAGACCGGCUGUUCCGGCCACGGAUGUAGUGUCCGCCGCACAAGGUAUCGACUUGACGGAUAGUCGCGCAUCACAGAAACGGGACGCGGGCUGCGCGCCGAAUGUCACGAACUCCCAGCAAAAGCUUGAAGCUGUCGGCUUGACGGCGAACGAUGCUUUGAAAUGCGGCCCCCCGCAAACCGCACGGGAGGCUCAGGCCAGCUUGGCUUCGCAGUCUCAGUCUCGGUCCAUCCUUAAGGAAGAGGAGGUCGGACUGCGGGAAGACGGCGUUAAGGAUGUGGUGAUGGAGGCCCGCUCCAGGAGUCCAGACGUCCGUGAAGUCUCGGGGUCUGAAGCUGAGGCGUCUCCUCUCGCUGCCUUUCGUGGGCCUGAAAAUGAAGGCGUGGCGGACGAAGAGAAGAUGGACGAGGAGGCGAAACCGGAGGGGACGUCGGAAGCCGAGCAGCCCGGGCUUUGCCUUUCCCUCUCUCAGAGCCAGAUGCUGUCCCCGGAACCUAUGGAAGAGGAUGACUCGCCUUUGCCUCAGGAGCAAGGCGUCCUGAAGGAGACCGUGGCCGCGGCCCAAGAGGAACCGGCUCCUGCCGAGGAGGAGGAGGAGGACGAGGGCAGCGGCGCGAUUGUUGUGGAGGAGAGCGAGAGGGACUCGCAGCCACAGUCGGACAAGGCUACCGCUUCACGCUCGGCAGACUUGUCUGUCCCCAUGCACGGUGUUCCCAUGGUUCCUGCGGAGGAUCCGCAGAAGCCAACGUCUCUGGCAGAAAGCCCGGCGGAGAAGGCCGCGUCUUCUCGGAACGGUACGGAACCGCGGCCCAAGGCCUCGAACCCGGCCGCUGAUGGCGUUUGGCAGUCUGAGAAGGCAACGCCCCCGUGCGCCAAGAAUGCUGACAGAGGAGCAGAGGAGAAUUCUGGGUACAGGAGCCCGAGCAAUAGUUCCGGAGAAGUGCCGUUUCACUUCACCCUUCCGAAAGAAGGGGAGGUGAUUCGACCGGUGGCCAAUGUCACACCUCCCUUGCUGAGCCAGUUAAAGAAAACGCCGAGACACAGUACACCCAUUGAAAUGACCUCAUUUUCAGAGAGAUCGGCUGAGGAGACCACCAUGGCGGCCAGCGACAUCACGGUGGAGGAGAGCAGGGAGGAGAAUAAAACCGCUCACGAAAAAGCCUCGGAGCAUGAUGGGAAGCUGAGUUUGAGGAUGAAACUGGUCACCCCAGUUGAGGAGAGUAGUUCGGUGUCUGAGCAUUUCAGUCUGCAAAAACCAGCACUAUUCGACGAUGAAGGCUCUGUUGCCAAGGUUACCACUGUUGUCAAGGCCGUAACCAGUCCCAUGAGUGUGCCUUCGGUGUUCAGCCGAGUGUGUGAGGUACGCAGGGAGGAGGAGGUGCAGGAGAAGGCCCAAGCCAACAAGCCCAGCACUCCUACUAGGGGAGGCCUUUUCAACUUGCCCUCCUCUCAGGUGAGUGAUGGCGAAAGAGCUGGUCCAGGUCCCCUGACGCAGAGGUUGAGGAACUUGCCCAGGAGCAAUGCUGUCUUCGAGACCAGCCAGUCAGAGGAGCUGUCCCCCAGGUCUGGGCAGGAGGGCUCAAUGCCAGCAAGCCCAGGUGGCAGCUCUGGGCCAGAGAGGGCAUCGCCUCACCUGGGCGGGGAGGAAGAGCCUCCUGCCGGAACCGUGGGCGCGAGCCGUGCCGACGGCCCUGCUGGCCAACCGGGGCCCGAGGAGGGAGCGACGCCUGCUCCCGGCACGCCUCGCAGACAGAGAGCCGUGUCCCAGCAGACCAGCUUUGACACCCACGCCUCACCCAGCCUUCCCAGCAAACUUCGCCAGAGGGCGGUGUCCCAGCAGACCAGCUUCGAGGCCCACGAGCCGCACUUCCCUAUGGCGCAGGGAGACCUGGAGAUGCCCCCCUUGCACUCCCCCCACGGGCAGGCCCUGCACAGACACGUGCGAACCAUCCGCGAGGUCCGCACCACCGUCACGCGCAUCAUCACGGACGUGUAUUACGAAAAUGGCCGAGAAGUGGAUCGUAAAGUCACGGAGGAGUGCGAGGAACCAGUCGUGGACUGCCGCGUGAUGGAGAACGACAUCUCCCCAUCGCGCACCGGGAGCUCCCUGACCUCCGGAGACCUAGCGGAUGUCAGUUCCUUCUCGUCCAAGACCUCCAGCCUGCAGCACAGCUCCAGUGGAACCAGCAGCACGGGGGGCGGUCCUGCGAAACAUGCCGACUUCAUCAUUCCUGUCAGUCGCGGGGGCAAAUCUGCCAGCCCCCGGAAGGCGAGUGGACAGCAGCAGAGGGCCCACUGUGGGCCAGGGGGGUCAGAGUGGAUGGAAGACAGAGGCAGAGCCCCACUAACACCGCGUGGAAGGGGCCGUCGCGGCAGGCCCCCCUCCCGCAGCCCCUUCGCCAGGGGUACUGGGAAUCAGCCAAGAGACAGUGGUCGAGCCCCCAUUUCUUCCUCGGAGGAGGAGCCCAACAGCAGGGCGUGUCCCCGUGUGGCGGAGAGCCUGGCCGAUGCCCCCGACUCCCCAGAGGCGGUGUCCAACACCAGCGGGGGCUCCAACAGCUUCGUGGGUCUGCGUGUCGUUGCCAAGUGGUCCUCCAAUGGCUACUUCUACUCUGGUUGCAUCACCCGUGACUCCGGGGCGGGCCGCUUCCGCCUGCUCUUUGACGACCGCUACGAGUGCGAUGUGCCGGGGAAGGACAUCCUCUUGUGCGACCCCAUUCCCCUGGAAACGGAGGUUACGGCUCUGUCCGAAGACGAGUACUUCAGCACGGGUGUGGUGAAAGGAUACAAGACCGAAGGUUCAGAUUUCUUCUACUGCGUGGAGAAGGACGGUCAGCGGAAGUGGUACGGGCGCAUGGCUGUCAUCCUGUCUAUGGAGCAAGGCAACCGUCUGAGGGAGCAGUAUGGCCUGGGACCUUAUGAACCUACCACCCCGCUCACCAAGGCGUCUGACAUCAGCCUCGACAAUCUGGUGGAAGGCAAGCGGAAACGGCGGGGGAACUCUGGGGGCGUGGGAACCCCAACUCGGAGCUCCGGUGACAGCCCAAGAACCCCUGGGCCGUCUGGGAAGAGAAAGUCCGUCACCCCUGCCGAGGAGGACAGGACACCUGCCAAAAGGGGGCGCAAGUCUGCCGGUCCCAGAACGGGACAGCGUGUGAAUGUGUGCAACACUUCAGGGAGUGGCACAGACUUGCCCUCUGAUCCUGGUGACCUGUUGGAGACCCAUGGGCCACUUCCCCAGAGUGCCACCCUCUUCCUGGGCUACGCUUUCCUGCUGACUGCCUCUUCAGAGCACGACCGCAAGACAAACCAGCAGACUAGUGAUGGAGAGGAGGAGUAUGUGCAGACUGCACCUUACAACAAGCGAUACACAGAGAGUCAGCUGGAAGCAGGAGGGGGUUUCAUUCUCCAGGACUUCAGUGAGGAGCAGUGCAAUGCUGCCUAUCAGAGCAUCCUAAUUGCAGACCAGCACUGUCGCACUGAGAAGUACUUGCUGUGUCUGGCCAGUGGCAUACCCUGUGUGUCACACAUGUGGGUGCGAGACUGCUGCCAUGACAACAAGCUGCUCAAUUACAGGAACUACUUGCUUCCUGCAGGCAUGGGGCCAGGAGACAGGAUUGUGGAGUGGCAUCCUCGUUGCUGCCCCUUCCAAUCGCUGAAGAUUCUUUUGGUUUUUGAGCAACCUGCAGACUUCCUGAUUAAACUGAUUAGAAUGGGAGGAGCUGCCUCUGUAUUCCAGCAUAAAGCAGACUGUGAUAUUGCAGAUACAGCAGAAGGCAUGUUUGACCUGGUGGUGACAGACCGCUCCUGUCCCCCACCGGUGCUGAACUGGGCUAUAUUGUUGGAUCUGCCCAUUGUGGCCCCGGAGUGGCUCAUCCAGAGCCUCAUCUGCGGAGAGAAGCUGGGCUACAGGAGCCAUGCCCAAUACCAGUAUGACUACUCUCCCUGAAGUCGAGCAUCAUCCCAUGUGUUUUAGUUUUAGUGCAUGUUUCUUCCUGUACAUAGUUUUUAAUUCCUCUCUUUUAAAAAUAAAUUGUGAUUGGUUCA
Messenger RNA from Scleropages formosus (Asian bonytongue), 5953 nucleotides. It is a transcript of the gene tp53bp1, whose product is annotated as tumor protein p53 binding protein, 1. Bases 171 to 5855 code for a protein of 1894 amino acids. Gene Ontology annotation, cellular component: nucleus. The record is from RefSeq and is a predicted model, not a curated record. Lineage: Eukaryota; Metazoa; Chordata; Actinopteri; Osteoglossiformes; Osteoglossidae. Gene Ontology annotation, biological process: positive regulation of transcription by RNA polymerase II; DNA damage checkpoint signaling. The transcript has 29 exons. Gene Ontology annotation, molecular function: histone binding.